UUUUCCAGAAGUAUCAAAAUCUUAGCGUGUUGGGCAUCUUCUUUACAUCACCGAUCGAUCAUGACUUUUAAUACGCUUAGUUUUAGAAACCUCCCAAUUGUUCAUCAUAAAAAGGUCCAACCUAACACAAACAUGCAAUUUCAGGAUAAGCUUCCAGCUGAUCAGAAUCAUCUACAAACCAAAAUUCUUUAUUGCAAUCAUACAACAAUGUCAACUUCAGCUGCAAGAAAUUCUCCCUACAAACUUCAGGGCCUUGUUACACUGCUUUUUCGUUACAAAAUUUCCCCGUCGGCGGCCGCCGGUGGUGGUCCGGUUACUAGUGGCCUUUCAAAUGCUCACCAAAUUAGCCACCGCCGGGAUUUCUUUUCCACUAAUUUUUUCGGGUAUGGCCGGAAUGUCUUGAGUCAACAACAAUCGAGAUCCUUCAGUGGCAGCCCCAAAGAAGCAGAUGGAAAAUCCCAGGUGAAGGAUGAAGAGAGGAAAAUACAGUCAACAUCACCGGUUUCCGACAAGCAAAGUUUUUCCACUUGGGCCAAAUGGCUAUUGGGCUCUUUCUUGACAUUAUUGCCAUUCUUGAAGCAAAAGUGGGAACGACUGAAGGGAAUUGAAGGGAAGGUGGAAAAGGUGGUUGAAGAAGCAGAAGUUGUGGCGGAGGUGGCAGAGAAUGUGGCCACGGUGGCGGAAAAUGUAACAUCGGAGGUGGCGGAAAAGCUUCCGGACAACUCCAAAAUCAAACAGGCAGUUCUUGUCGUUGAAGAGAUAGCAAGCGUGACUGCUCAGGAGGCCAAAUUAGCUGAAGAUUUCAUCCACAAAGUAAUGUGCCCUCUACUUAAUUUGCAAUUAGUAAAAUGAUGGUAAUUAAUUAUCGUGUCAGUCAUUGACCAUUUACUUUCAAAAGAGAUUAGUCAUUAUUAUUAUUGGCGAUAAUGGACCCUAGACGCUGUAUAAAAAUGACAUGGAACUAAUCAAUAGAUAUUUGAGGUCUAGAACAAAUAUUUCUAACAUGUGCCUAUAUGGUCAAAAUGAAUAUUGGAGUUACAGGUUUGUGAAGUGAAGCAUGAUCUGCAUGAGAUGGAGACAACUGCUGAACCCGUCAUUGAUGAAAUUGUGAAACCUCACCAACAAAAUGUACCUACAAACUAAUUAAGCUUAUAGAUAAGCUAUAUAAGUACGUACAUAUUGAAGUUUAUUCUUUGCUGUUUGUAUAUUCUUCUGUAAUUAAUUAUAUAUGAAUAAUAUUUAGAGCCAAAUUUGAUGGCUCACAAAUUUUUCACCUGGGAGA
Oldenlandia corymbosa var. corymbosa is the source of this 1282-nucleotide messenger RNA. The record is from the annotation of a GenBank genome assembly. Lineage: Eukaryota; Viridiplantae; Streptophyta; Magnoliopsida; Gentianales; Rubiaceae.